Molecule: messenger RNA, 1056 nt
Organism: Peromyscus californicus insignis
Lineage: Eukaryota; Metazoa; Chordata; Mammalia; Rodentia; Cricetidae
Product: cell cycle control protein 50A-like
Exons: 2
Biological process (GO): phospholipid translocation
Cellular component (GO): plasma membrane; Golgi apparatus; endoplasmic reticulum
Source: RefSeq, a predicted model, not a curated record
AUGGACAUGCUAAACUUUCAUCGUGAAGUAUUAGAUGCUAAAAAGGAAAGUAUACUUCGGAGAUAUCACACUGACUUAUAUGGUGAUAUUUCAUUUGUACUGAAAUGUGACACUGGAACAGAACCUUCCAGGCCCUGCAAUCAAUGUUUGUCUCCAAAUGUGACAUCUUGUGUUUGUACCAUUAACUUCACACUGGAACAGUCAUUUGAGGGCAAUGUGUUUAUGUAUUAUGGACUGUCUAAUUUCUACCAAAAUCAUCGUCGCUAUGUGAAAUCUCAAGAUGAUAGCCAGUUAAAUGGAGACCCUAGUACUUUGAUUAAUCCAAGUAAGGAAUGUGAACCUUAUCGAAGAAAUGAAGACAAACCAAUUGCUCCAUGCGGAGCUAUUGCCAAUAGCAUGUUUAAUGAUACAUUAGAAUUGUUUCUUGUUGCCAAUGAAUCUGAUCCCACACCUAUGCCAAUUGCUUUGACGAGAAAAGGUAUUGUUUGAUGGACAGAUAAAAAUGUGAUAUUCAGAAAUCCACCUGGAAAAGAAAGCCUUGAAGAAAGAUUUAAAGAUACAACAAAGCCAGUAAACUGGCAUAAACCAGUAUUUAUGCUAGAUCCUGAUGAAGAUAAUAAUGGAUUUAUAAAUGAGGAUUUAAUUGUUUGGAUGCAUACUGCAGGGUUACCUACAUUUUGUAAGUUGUAUUGUUUUAUAGAGUGGAGAAAUGAUUUACAUACAACAAUACCAGUGGGACAGUACUAUUUGAACAUCACAUACAAUUACCCCGUACUUUCUUUUGAUGGACGAAAAUGGAUGAUAUUGAGCACUAUUUCAAGGAUGGGAGGAAAAAAUCCAUUUUUGGGAAUUGCUUACAUCACUAUUGGAUCCAUCUCCUUCCUUCUGGGAGUUGUACUGUUAGUAAUUAAUCAUAAAUAUAGAAACAGUAGUAAUACUGCUGACAUCACCAUUUAAUUUUAUAUUCUUAAAACAAAUCCACUGCAUGUGCAUCAAGGUCAGUACUGUUCAACCUAGCCUUUGAAUGCUGAUGUCUGGUUAGUAUGUCAUUUUGAA